Molecule: messenger RNA, 627 nt
Organism: Penicillium verhagenii
Lineage: Eukaryota; Fungi; Ascomycota; Eurotiomycetes; Eurotiales; Aspergillaceae
Product: putative isochorismatase family hydrolase
Exons: 2
Coding region: 1-627 (208 amino acids)
Source: RefSeq, a predicted model, not a curated record
AUGUAUAUCUCCACUGUCAUCAAGACUGCUCUGUUCCUUGCAGCAUCCGUCCCCGUGCAAGCCUGGAACAGGCUGGACAAAGACAACGCUGCUCUCCUGGUUAUCGAUCAUCAAGUUGGUCUCGCUCAAGUCGUCCGUGACUAUUACACGAAUGACUUCCGCAACAACAUCCUAGGCCACGCAGCGCUGGGAAAUGUCUUCAACCUGCCAACGGUGCUGACCACUUCCUCUGACCAAGGCCCAAAUGGCUUGAUGGUGAAGGAGAUCAUCGACAUGCACCCGAACGCAACCCUUGUGCGUCGCCAGGGCGAGGUCAACGCCUGGGACAAUGCCGAGUUCCGUGCCGCCGUGAAGGCCACUGGCAAGAAGCAGCUGAUCAUUGCUGGUAUUGUGACUGAGGUCUGCACGUCUUUCUUGGCACUGUCCCUUGUCGAUGCCGGGUAUGAAGUUUUCGCCAAUACCGAUGCUAGUGGCACAUUCAACGUUCGUCUCGCGGAGGAUGCGAAUCGUCGCAUGGAGAAGGCCGGUGUGACGCUGAUGGGAUUGUUUGGUGUCGUCUGUGACCUUAUGCGGGAUUGGAGAGGCACCCCUGGCCUCAAUGAGGUGCUGCCGUUCCUUGACAAGUAA